AAGUCUUCAUCCAUUGGCAGAAGAUGGCAGCAGAAGGGGACAGAAAAAUCUCUCUGGGAAAGCGUUGUGGAGUUUUGGUACCACAGUCUUCCCCCAGGUGGCAGCAGUUAGGAUUGUGUAUGUGGUUGCUGCCAUGACCAGAAGGCUUUUGAAACUGGUUUCGUUGGCCUCGGUGGCUGCCGCCUCCACUGGUUUCUACCUGUAUAGCAACAAUCCCCUGGAUCCCAAUGACUUUGGAGUUGUUCGAGUUGGCAGAGCAGUUGCCACAACUGCAGUUAUCACUUAUGAUUACUUCUUUUCCCUGAGGAGCAUUCCCUAUGGGACGGAAGAAUAUGACAAUGUUAAAUCACAGGUUCACCUGCGUUCUGCAGCACGUCUGCGAGAUCUGUGCUGUGCCAACCGAGGAACUUACAUUAAAGUGGGACAGCACUUGGGAGCUCUGGACUAUCUCUUGCCGCCGGAAUAUACCCACACACUUAAAGUGUUACACAGUCAAGCUCCCCAGAGCAGUAUGCAGGAGAUUGAGCAAGUGAUACGGGAAGACCUAGGCAAAGAGAUUAAAGAGUUGUUUGUAAGUUUUGAAGACACACCACUGGGGGCAGCGUCUCUGGCACAGGUCCACAAGGCUGUGCUACAGGACGGGAGGACGGUUGCAGUGAAAGUCCAGCAUCCUAAAGUUCAGGCGCAGAGUAAGAAGGACAUUCUACUAAUGGAGGUUCUCCUCCUGGCUGUGAAGCAGAUCUUCCCGGAUUUUGAGUUCAUGUGGUUAGUAGAAGAAGCAAAGAAGAACUUGCCUCUGGAGCUGGACUUCCUUAAUGAAGGGAAGAAUGCUGAGAAGGUGGCUCAGAUGCUGAAAUGCUUUGCUUUUCUGAAGGUCCCGCAGAUUUAUUGGGAACUCUCAACAAGGCGUGUCCUGUUCAUGGAGUUCAUGGAAGGUGGACAGGUGAAUGACAAAUCCUACAUGGAGAGGAAUUGCAUCAGUGUCAAUGAGCUCUCUCGCAACCUGGGGAAGCUGUACAGUGAAAUGAUCUUUGUGAAUGGCUUUGUUCACUGCGAUCCUCAUCCUGGCAAUGUGCUGGUGAGGAAGUGCCCAACCACACACAAGACCCACAUUAUACUUCUGGACCAUGGGCUGUAUCAGACCCUGACAGAUAGCUUCCGCUUGGACUACUGCCGACUCUGGCAGGCCUUGAUCAAAGCUGAUAUGAAGCAGGUGCAAAAAUAUAGCCGGAAAUUGGGAGCUGGCGACCUGUAUCCCCUAUUUGCUUGCAUGCUCACUGCCAGGUCCUGGGAAUCGGUCAACAGGGGCAUCGACCAAUUGCCAGUUACAGCUAAAGAGAAUGUGGAAAUCCGGACCAACGCUGCUAAUUACCUACCUCAAAUCAACGUACUUCUUAACAACAUCCCUCGCCAGAUGUUGCUGCUACUGAAGACCAACGAUUUACUGAGGGGGGUCGAGUCAGCUCUUCAAACACGAGCCAGUGCCAGCUCCUUCCUCAACAUGUCCCGCUGCUGCAUCCGAGCAGUUGCCACGUAUCAGAGGAGCAAGACUGAUUCGCUCUACAGGAAGGCACAAAUAUCCCUCUCUGAAGCGCUGGGCCUGUGGCAAAUCAACCUGUAUGAACUCUUCCUGCGACUGAAAGGCUCCCAGCUGGGGAACUGGGUCAUUGCUUUCCUGAGUUGGAUGCACCAUUGCCCGUAGUAACACAAUCUGGUGGGAGAACUGGUCGCCUUUCCCAACUGUAGCCAUCCGUCCAUAUUUAUUCUACUGGAGUUUUCUUGCACAACAUGGUGCUUCCUCUGGCUGCCUUUCUUGGGGCCGUGGUGUUUCUGGCAUGGAAAACGGGAGAAGCAGUGCAAGGCAGCAGCUAGAGCUUGGAGGGAGCCAGAAAUCCUGUCGUAGUUCAUGGGAAAAAAUGGCUUGGGUAAGGGAGCUUGAAGCCCUUCACGUUUUAGGGGUCUCUCGGUGAAGUCUUUCGUAAAAAAAAAUUAUAUUUUCUGUAACUCCAUGCAUAAAAAGUAUUUCAUGCCACACAAUUCCAUAAUGCAGCUCGGAAAUUGUGUCAGAAUGAAUUCCCUAACUGCAGAAUUUCAAUAUGAAUCCCUGCUUCCACUGGAAAUGUGCAUAACAAAGUGGCAGCCAAGUGAACAAGAGAUAAGGCAAUCCCUCGUCCCCUGAAUGAUACUCCCAGUGACUGUGAAAUAAAAGAUUUGGGUGCGAAGAUGUCUGUCCUGCCUCUGCCUCUGCUUAACUGUGAGACUUUGGAUAAGUCCAUCUACAUCUUCUUGGCCUUCAUUGCUUCACCACAGACUGCAGGCAGCACUUCCAGCCCAUCUUUGAAACGGCCAGAGAGAAGGCACUGUUGAAUGGCAGUGUACUAUUGUCUCCGAGUUCAUUCAUACGAUAGUUCUGGUCAUGUAUAUGUGUUGCAAAGGUUAAUAAAGAAAGGUACCCUCCCAUGGGAGGAUGAAGGUA
This is a messenger RNA of Sphaerodactylus townsendi, 2476 nucleotides long. It is a transcript of the gene ADCK1, whose product is annotated as aarF domain containing kinase 1. Bases 134 to 1702 code for a protein of 522 amino acids. The record is from RefSeq and is a predicted model, not a curated record. Gene Ontology annotation, cellular component: mitochondrial inner membrane. The transcript is spliced from 11 exons. Gene Ontology annotation, biological process: protein phosphorylation; mitochondrion organization; lipid homeostasis. Lineage: Eukaryota; Metazoa; Chordata; Lepidosauria; Squamata; Sphaerodactylidae. Gene Ontology annotation, molecular function: protein kinase activity; ATP binding.